Messenger RNA from Arachis ipaensis, 876 nucleotides. RefSeq lists its product as uncharacterized. The record is from RefSeq and is a predicted model, not a curated record. NCBI's taxonomy places the organism in Eukaryota, Viridiplantae, Streptophyta, Magnoliopsida, Fabales, Fabaceae.
AUGGCGAAUCUUGCAAACACCAUAGAGGCAAAUGCUGCUGCGACUCUGCAAGCUGUACAAAGGUUAGGCCAACCGACUAGAAAUGGGAAUGGCGAUAGAAACGGGAAUGAUAAUGUUGAAGGAAAUGGUGAUAACAUGGGAGGUGCUCCGAUGACCUUAGCUACUUUUCUCAAGGUUCAUCCGCCAAGUUUCCGAGGUUCAACCAACCCUACAGAAGCGGAUAACUGGUUCCAGGCCAUAGAGCGCGCGCUGAAAGCACGGCAUGUCCCGAAUAAGCAGUAUGUGAAGUUUGCCGCGUACCAGCUUUUGGGAGAGGCUCAGCAUUGGUGGCAAGAAGAGUGUUUCUUGCUACAGCUUCAGAAUGCCAAUAUCCCUUGGGAUGUAUUCCAGACGGCCUUCUAUAAGAAGUACUUUCUUGAGUCUGCAAGGAAAGCGAAUGAGAUGGAACUUAUGCAGCUAAAUCAAGGUUUCUUAUCUGUGGCGGACUAUACUAGCCGAUUUGAGGAGCUCUGUAGGUUCUCUAGGGUGUGUCAGGGUGCCCCGGAGACCUAUGAAAGCUGGAAGUGUAUCAAGUAUCAAAGGGGCUUGAAGGAUAACAUCAUGACUGCUGUGGCUCCUUUGGAGAUUUGGAUUUUCUCUGAUCUGGUGAACAAGGCGAGAGUUGUUGAAGAAUAUGCGAAGACGGAAGCCUCGUCAAGGGAGACUCAUGGAGGAAAACUAGUAGGGGACGUGGCAAGUACUUUCAGCCGAGGGGGCAGAAUUUCAAGAGAGGAGGACAUGCGCCUCAAGGUCAAGGAGGCUUCAGAAAGAACACUUAUAAUCAGUUUCAGUAUGCCAAAGGAAGGGGGAAUCAGAGUAAGAUUUUUCCGGAUUUAA